Messenger RNA from Dacryopinax primogenitus, 1152 nucleotides. Its product is annotated as mitochondrial carrier. Gene Ontology annotation, biological process: transport. NCBI's taxonomy places the organism in Eukaryota, Fungi, Basidiomycota, Dacrymycetes, Dacrymycetales, Dacrymycetaceae. Gene Ontology annotation, molecular function: transmembrane transporter activity. The record is from RefSeq and is a predicted model, not a curated record. The transcript has 3 exons. The coding region runs from base 120 to 1076 and encodes 318 amino acids.
CCAAUGGCUCGAUCAUAGACUCUCGUUAUUAAUAACUUGAUUAAAUAGACACUGCAGUCUCAAUGUUUUGAACUGUCUGGGACACAGCAUAGAACGAUUGCAGCCAGCUCGAGCAUUGGAUGUCCGAGCUUCCAGCGCCUCCGGCAUUCGGGCACACCGACGUCACCCAAUCUCUCUCGCAACCUGAUCCGCAUGUCAGUCAACAUAGAAGCAAAGGAUGGCUAGCAUCGUACUCGCCGGAGUUGCGAGCAUGGAUCAACGAGUCUAUCGCGGGCACUGUCGGGGGCGCGGUUGGCAUGAUCGUUAGCUACCCAUUCGACACAGUGCGGGUCCGUCUCCAAAAUCCAGAUACUGCACACAAGUAUCGGGGCAUGAUGCAUGCCUUCACGUUGAUUGUAAAGGAGGAGAAAGUCACCGGACUGUUCAAGGGGAUGACCUCACCCCUCAUCACGCUAGCGCCGUUGAAUGGGCUCGUCUUCGGUGCAUAUGGCUACCUCUUGCGCCUCCAAUACCCUAAUCUCACACCUGAGGAGCGACCGCCACUUCUUCCAAUAGCGCUUGCGGGUACACUGGCUGGUGUGCUAGGUUCCACUAUUGCAGGCCCUGUGGAGCUCGUAAAGAUCCGCCAACAGAACUUGGUCGGUGCCCAGGGUAUGCCGAGCACUUUGUCGGUCGUGAGAGAUAUUUGGCGCAAAAGGGGACCUCUUGGGCUGUACCGGGGAUUCACGUCGACUGCACUGCGAGAUUCUGGUGGAGGGCCAUAUUUCCUCACGUAUGAGAUUCUGCAUAGACUCAAUCCUCAUUCCCCCUUCACUCCCCUCAUCGCGGGCGGUGCUGCCGGCAUCGUCGGCUGGCUCUCGACUUUCCCUUUCGAUGUCAUCAAAACACGCAUGCAGUCCGUCGAUCGUGCUGAGGCAGGCAAAUACAAGACCACCUGGAGCACCAUUCGGGCGUGCUGGAGGGAGGAAGGCUGGCGAGUAUUCUGGACAGGUGUCCGUCCUGCAAUGAUCGAGUGCCUUCCUUACAACAUGGCAACUUUCGGGGCCUUCGAAUUAGUCCUCCAUUUCUUACGAUAAGCAACUUGAGUAAGUGAUUGUCAGUGCAAUAAUGUACUAUUACCUAGAACUGAGAUUUCUUAUAAUUCAUUCGCUC